AUGGGCCGCUCCAUUUCAUCUUUUCAUCACCUUCUUUUGUCAUCUCUUGUUGUUUUCACUUUGUUGUUGAAUCAUGUUCAUGCAAACAAAAAGUGUUACAUUGUAUACUUGGGGGCACAUUCACAUGGUUCAACUCCUUCCACUGCUGACCUUGAAAUUGUUACAACUUCUCAUUAUGAUUUACUAGCUUCAAUCUUGGGAAGUGAGGAGAAUGCAAAAGAAGCUAUUAUUUAUUCAUAUAAUAAGCAGAUAAAUGGGUUUGCAGCUAUACUUGAAGAGGAAGAAGCUGCACAAAUUGCAAAAAAUGAAAACGUGGUAUCAGUGUUCUUGAGUAAAGAGCAUAAACUGCACACUACACGGUCAUGGGAAUUUCUUGGAUUGCGAGGAAAUGAUAUGAACUCAGCUUGGCAAAAAGGAAGGUUUGGUGAAAAUGCCAUCAUAGCUAACAUUGAUUCAGGUGUUUGGCCUGAAUCAAUGAGUUUUAGUGAUAGAGGAAUAGGCCCAAUUCCAGCAAAAUGGCGUGGUGGUAACAUAUGUCAAAUUAACAAACUCAAUGGUUCUACCAAAGUUCCAUGUAACAGGAAGCUAAUUGGAGCAAGAUAUUUCAACAACGCAUACGAAUCAGUCAGGGGAAAACUCCCUCGUUCGCAACAAACAGCGCGUGACUUUGUAGGCCACGGUACACACACAUUAUCAACAGCAGAUGCUACUAGUUGUUUUGGUGCCGAUGUAUUAGCUGCUAUUGAUCAAGCAAUUAAUGAUGGUGUUGAUUUGAUUUCGGUUUCUGCUGGUGAGAGUACUAGUACAAAUUCUGAAGAAAUUUUCACUGAUGUGGUUUCAAUAGGUGCAUUUCAUGCACUUGCUAGAAAUAUAUUAUUAGUUGCUUCUGGCGGGAAUGACGGACCUACGCCUGGAAGUGUUGUUAAUGUUGCUCCUUGGGUGUUCACUGUUGCUGCUAGUACAUUAGAUAGAGAUUUCAGCAGUUCUAUUACCAUUGGUAACAAAACAAUCACGGGAGCCAGUCUUUUUGUAGACUUGCCACCUAACAAGUCUUUCACCGUAGUAACUUCUACUGAUGCGAAAUUGCCAAAUGCGACGGAUCGAGAUGCGCAAUUUUGUAAAGCAGGAACACUUGAUCCUUCAAAAGUGAAGGGUAAAAUAGUGGCAUGUGUUAGAGAAGGGAAAAUAAAUUCAGUUGCUGAGGGUCAAGAAGCUUUAUCUGCGGGCGCAGCUGGAGUCAUUUUGAGAAAUCAACCGCUAGUUAAUGGAAGAACACUUCUUUCUGAGCCUCAUGUUUUGUCUACUGUCAGCUAUUAUUCCAAACAUCAAAUAACAAGACAACAUAGUGAAGACCUAAUUCCGUCGGAUAUAAAAUCAGGUACUAAAAUAAGAUUGUCAAAAGCAAAAACAAAAUAUGGAACAAAGCCAGCUCCAGUUAUGGCUUCUUACUCAUCUAGAGGACCAAAUAAAGUUCAACCAUCAAUACUCAAGCCUGAUGUAACUGCUCCGGGUGUGAACAUACUUGCUGCAUAUUCAUUAUUUGCAAGUGCAUCUAAUUUAAUAACAGACACUCGUCGAGGUUUUCCAUUCAAUGUGAUGCAAGGAACAUCUAUGUCUUGUCCUCAUGUUGCUGGCACUGCUGGAUUAAUCAAAACACUUCAUCCUAAUUGGUCUCCAGCAGCUAUUAAAUCAGCUAUCAUGACCACCGCAAGCACAAGAGAUAACACCAACAAGCCAAUCCGUGACGCAUUUGAUAAAACAUUGGCAAAUCCAUUUGCUUAUGGUUCAGGACACAUUCAACCCAACAGUGCAAUAGAUCCAGGACUUGUUUAUGACCUAAGCAUUAUUGAUUACUUAAACUUCUUAUGUGCUUCUGGAUACAACCAACAACUCAUUUCAUCACUUAAUUUCAACAUGACAUUUACUUGUUCAGGAUCACAUAGCAUAACAGACUUGAAUUACCCUUCAAUCACAUUACCAAAUCUUGGAUUAAAUGUUGUUAACAUCACACGGACAGUCACCAAUGUUGGACCUCCAAGUAUAUAUUUUGCAAAAGCUCAGUUGUCCGGAUAUAAAGUUUUUGUUGAACCGAAUUUCUUGAAAUUCAAGAGAAUCGGUGAAAAGAAGACAUUUAGAAUUUCUGUGCAAGCAACAAAGGUGACUCCACGGAGAAAAUAUCAAUUUGGGGAAUUGAAAUGGACAAAUGGAAGACACAUUGUAAGGAGUCCUAUUACUGUUCGACGUAAAUGA
Messenger RNA from Vicia faba (fava bean), 2250 nucleotides. The record is from the annotation of a GenBank genome assembly. NCBI's taxonomy places the organism in Eukaryota, Viridiplantae, Streptophyta, Magnoliopsida, Fabales, Fabaceae.